GUUCGGGUGCCCCACCUCCGCCUCCGUCCCGACCGUCACUUGUUCAACGCCGGACAAACUGCAACGUCAGUCUCUUGAGACUCCGCGCCGUGCUCAUCCGGCCUACGAACCCCAUUUCCGCAUACCCGCAAAAUUGCCGCCGGCCAUAGUGAAGAUCCGAUCGAGCGUCACACACUACUACCUACGAUGACUCCUUGACCUGCCUCUCACCCGCCUCUCAUCCCACCACAUCAUCGAAACCACCCAAACUCUCCAUCCCACAUCCCACAUCCCACAUCCCACCUUCAUCUCAACCUCACUCUUACCACUCUCACCACAACUUCAUCCUACCUCAAUAAUGUCCACAAUCCCCCAAACCCUCUGGUCCGCCCAGAUCCCCCUCCACAUAAUUCACCCCUCCGCCCCAAACACCCCGCUCGUCACCUCCCUCCCGCGCUUCUCCUACCUAGCCCUCCUCGUCCCGCGCUGCUCCGCCUUUUUCCGCCACCCCGUCUCCGCCUUCCACCACGAAGACCUCCUCCUCCGCAACCUGCCCCUCGGCCUCCUCGUCGACCUCUACCAGCCGACCUUGCCAUGGCGCCUGACCGUCAGCGACGGCGAUAGCUGGGAUAUCGGUGACACCUUCCUCAACUGCGUCAAAGAGGCAGACUUUGUCCGCUACGGCAACGCAAAACGCAUAAUGUCUCUCUCAAAAGCAGACACCUCGUCCCUCUGGAACGCAGUCCAAGACAACGACUACGCCUCCUUUUCAAAAAUAAACGCCCUCCUCCUCAACGCGCCCACCCCUCUCCGCAACAUACCCCUGCGCGUCUACAUCCCGUCGUCGCCCCCGGCCGGCACAACCACAAUCCCCACCUCCACCUCCGCCGCCGCCAUACCCCCGUCACCGACAGCACCAGCACAAGGAGACACACCAGGCCCAGGCGCCUUCAAAGUCCUCCAAACCCUCAUCCCGCCCGUCGUCCCCGGCACACGCACGCGCCAGACCCUAGGCCGCGCGCUGCAGUCUCACCUGCCCAGCCUAUUCCCCUCCAGCCGGGACCCUGUGCUCGCCAACGUCGUGCUGCACGGCUCGCCUGUGCCGUUUUCGGCGCCGUUGGAGGAUUUGAUGCGUGAGGCGGCGUAUCCGGACGGCUGGCUUUGUUUGGCUGUCGUGUUGCUGUGAGGGAUGGAGAAGGGAAGGAAAGGUGAGAGAGAGAGAGAGAGAGAGAGAGAGAGAGAGAGA
Colletotrichum godetiae is the source of this 1225-nucleotide messenger RNA. Its product is annotated as autophagy protein. Gene Ontology annotation, biological process: C-terminal protein lipidation; autophagosome assembly; nucleophagy. Bases 338 to 1165 code for a protein of 275 amino acids. NCBI's taxonomy places the organism in Eukaryota, Fungi, Ascomycota, Sordariomycetes, Glomerellales, Glomerellaceae. Gene Ontology annotation, cellular component: cytoplasm; Atg12-Atg5-Atg16 complex; phagophore assembly site membrane. Gene Ontology annotation, molecular function: Atg8-family ligase activity. The record is from RefSeq and is a predicted model, not a curated record. The transcript is spliced from 2 exons.